AUGGAGGAUUUGUCGGUCGAGGUGUACGGUGAAAAUGGUGCUUAUUAUAAGGCCAUUGUCACCGACGUGCUCGACAACGAGGUUCUCGUAGCCUUUGAAAAUGACUGGCAGCCAGAAUCAAAGUUCCCAUUUUCGCAAGUCUUCUUGCCACCUAAAGAUACAAGCAAACAGAUAGAAUUUGUGGAAAACCAAGAGGUGGAAGUUUUAGCGAGAUCAAAUGAAAAGGAAGCAUGUGGGUGGUGGACUGCAAAUAUCAAGAUGAUGAGGGGUGAAUUCCUGGUCAUAGAAUACCUCGAGUGGGACAACUGCUAUACAGAGAUUGUGCCAAGAGACAGACUGCGGGUGAAACAAACCAAGACACCCAUUGAUAAGAACACCUUUCACAAGUUCGAGAUACCCGUGCCUGAAGACCUUAAAGACUACCUACACGAUAUGCACAGCGCGAAAGUGGAGAAUGCGCACAAGGAGUUUCAGAAGGCGAUCGGCGCGGCACUUGUCUGGUACGUGCCCGAGCGCGCCGUGCUCGCUGUUAUCUCUCGGUGUGACACCUCGCAGAAGCGCGCGCAGAUGCUCCAUGAGAUGCAUUUCAGGAAUCUAACACAAAAGCUAUUACUGUUGAAAAAGACUGAAGAAGCAGCCAGGCAGCUGGAGUCAACUAAAAUACACAAUCAAGGCGGGUACACGGACGAGUUUAGUGUCCGCGAAGAUCUAAUGGGGCUGGCGAUUGGCACGCAUGGUGCUAACAUUCAGCAGGCCCGGAAAGUUGCGGGGAUCACCAAUAUCGAGCUGGAAGAGCUCACUUGCACCUUCAAGCUUUGUGGAGAGUCUGCCGAAGCUGUCCGUACUGCUCGCGCGCUACUUGAGUACGCCGAGGAGAUGGUGAAGGUGCCAAGGCAGCUAGUGGGGAAGGUGAUUGGUAAAAACGGAAAAGUUAUACAAGAGAUAGUGGACAAGACUGGUGUGGUCAGGGUGAAAGUAGAAGGCGACAAUGAGCCGCAACCGGUUGGGCCCCGUGAGGAAGGCAUGGUUCCGUUUGUGUUCGUGGGCACGAGGGAGAACAUCUCCGACGCCAAGGUGCUAGUGGAGUACCACGUGGCACAUCUCAAGGAAGUAGAGCAGCUCCGUGCAGAGAAGCAGGAGAUAGACCAGCAGCUGCGCGUGGUAAUGGGAGGCAGCUCGGUGUCGUACCCGCCUCCGCGUGGAGCCCCCGCCCAAAGAGCACGACGCAUGAGGCCUCCGCCCUCUACUCAGAGAUAUCCACCUGGCGGCAGACGCACGACACCGGAACUAGGAGAUGAUCGACCUGAACGCGGCGAAGGCUCUUACCGCGGGCGGACGAGGCCGCCGCGAAUUAACAGGUCGAGUGAGCGUCGCGGCGAAGAGAGGCGCGUCCCACUAGAGAACGGACGUGCCCAUCCUAGACCGCCACGAGAUGCAAGAGACACUCCGCGUGACCAGAGGGAAAAUAGCGGCAGACGGCGUGAGGGUCGCGAAGUAAGGGAACCCGGCCGUCGGCAGACUGAUGAAGACAGCUCACCUCUCGACAGCCAAGACGUUUCCAGCGCCGAUCGAGAAUCCGUGUCUUCGGAGGGGACGCAGAACACCGAAGAGCAACCCGCUACUUCCAGGAGAAGGCGACGCAAACAAGGAGGCGGCGGGUGGAAGAACGGUGUGAGCGGCGGCGGCGGCGAGGGCGGGCGAGCGGGCGCGGUCAAAGGCAAGCGCGAGGCCAAAGCCAAAGGCGAGCCGCUCGUGAACGGCACAGCGUAG
This is a messenger RNA of Pieris macdunnoughi, 1770 nucleotides long. Lineage: Eukaryota; Metazoa; Arthropoda; Insecta; Lepidoptera; Pieridae. The record is from the annotation of a GenBank genome assembly.